This is a messenger RNA of Episyrphus balteatus (marmalade hoverfly), 1566 nucleotides long. Its product is annotated as putative inorganic phosphate cotransporter. Gene Ontology annotation, molecular function: transmembrane transporter activity. The record is from RefSeq and is a predicted model, not a curated record. Gene Ontology annotation, biological process: transmembrane transport; monoatomic anion transport. The transcript has 4 exons. The coding region runs from base 128 to 1555 and encodes 475 amino acids. Gene Ontology annotation, cellular component: plasma membrane. Lineage: Eukaryota; Metazoa; Arthropoda; Insecta; Diptera; Syrphidae.
GGUGACCACGAUCGCGGUGUAGAACUUAAAUCAGUUGUCGCCAGUAACUCCUUGGGAUAAACAUAAAUCAAUUAAUUACGGAUACCUUAAAAAAAAAAACUGCACUAAAAAAUUUUAAAGUGAAAAAAUGACUGUGGAAAUAUCAAAAGGUCCUGUAGUUGGCACAAGACAUUUGCAAGCCUUUCUCAUAUUUCUAUCAAUUGUUGUUAAUUAUGUUGCCAAGUUCAAUAUUAGUGUUGCCGUUGUCGCAAUGACCGAUUCAGCAAAUGCAAAUCCAAAUUUUGAGGAAUACGACUGGACUCCAGCACAAAAGUCAUACAUUUUAAGCAGUUUCUUUUGGGGUUAUGCGAUAACUCAAUUCCCUGGCGGUUAUCUGUGUCGUUUAAUUGGUGCCAAAUGGACAAUGUUUAUAUCCACUUUAGGAUCAGCUGCUUUUGCUAUAAUCACUCCAUUUUUAGUACCUCUUGGCUGGGGAGUUUUCUGUGCGAUAAGAGUGGUUCAAGGUCUCUUUCAAGGCUUUUUGUUUCCAGCAAUUCAUGCUCAUUUAGCAAUGUGGGCACCAGUUGAAGAACGUAAUAGAUUAGGAGCACUCAGUAACACUGGAAUCGAAUGUGGAACCCUAGUUGCUAUGUUUUUAAGUGGUAUUAUAGCUUCAUCAAGCAUGGGCUGGCCGGGUAUUUCGUACGUCUCAGGAGGUCUUGGAUUGAUUUGGUGUGUAAUUUGGUUGAUUUUUGCAUCCGAUACUCCUGCUGGAUCGAGAUUUAUUUCCCAUGAAGAAAAGUCGUACAUCAUGGCUUCAUUGAACCAACAACAAAAAGGAGUCGAAGUUCAAAGUAUACCAGUUCCUUGGGCUGCCAUGUUGACAUCAUUACCAUUCUGGGCUUUAUUGGUUGCCCGUUGUGCUGAAGCUUGGGGUCUGUCAACUUUGCAAACACAAAUUCCAUCCUACAUGAGUGGAGUCCUUGAGAUGGAUGUGAAAUCAAGUUCCCUCUAUUCAUCGCUGCCUUAUUUGGCAAUGUGGAUUAUGUCCUUUGUCUAUUUGAUUUCUUCGGAAAUCUUACUUUCGAAAAAAUGGCUAACUCUAACAGGACUUCGGAGAUCAUUUAGUACAAUAGCUUCUUGGAUUCCAGCUAUAGGACUGAUAGGAAUCGGAUUUCUUGGAAAAGAACAGAAAACUUUGGCUAUUACUUUGAUGAUUGUUACUGUGGGCUUGAAUUCAGCUGCCACAAUUGGAAGUGGUUUGAAUACAAUUGACUUGUCACCAAAUCAUGCUGGUAUCAUUAUGGGCAUUGUUAAUAGUGCUGCAAAUUGUGUUCCAAUUAUUACGCCAUUAUUGGUUGGAUUUAUUGUUGUUGAUGAACACGAAAGAUCAGAAUGGCAGAUCGUGUUUAUAAUCUCAGCAGUGAUCUUCUUCUUUGGAAAUCUAUUCUACAUAAUCUUUGGUUCAACAGAUCUUCAACCCUGGGAUGAUGAAAAUUUCCUUCGACCAAACCCAAGAAUAGUUUAUGAUAUUAAACCGAGACCUUCACAGCCAAUUAUUUUAGUAAACAUGUAAUCUAGAUUAAA